AUGAAGUUCGAGCGCAUGCCUAUUGAGAUCGAAUCGCCUGAGGAGUAUGGCUACGACAAGAUCAAGUACAAUCUCUCCGAGAGCUCUAUCACCGACCAAACCCUUGAGUCUUUGAACCUCGAAAUUCCCAACUUAACCCUUCUAUAUAACGAACACCGUGGUGAGACCAAACUGCGGGAGCUCAUCGCCGACGAUGCCAAUGUCACCGCCGACGAUGUCCUUAUCACGUCAGGCGCUGCUGGGGCUUUGUUUAUCAUUACCGCUUCGCAGCUCGGGAGUAUAUCUGCAUCGGAGCGCAAUCAUCUUGUCGUGGUGCGCCCCAACUAUGCAACAAAUUUGGAAACGCCCAAAGCUGUAGGAUGCGAGAUAUCUUACGUUGAUGUCACUUUUGAGAAUGGCUUUCAGCCCAACAUUGAGGAGAUUGAGGCUUCCAUCAAGCCCAACACUCGGCUCAUCUCUAUGACAUGCCCACAUAACCCUACCGGCUCUACUCUCUCUCGGGAGGCACUUGAUCGUAUUGUUGCCAUUACCAAGAAAAAGUGUGUUCUGCUUCUUGUGGACGAGACGUAUCGCGACAUCUCUUUUGGCGUCAAACUUCCCGUGGCGGCUUCUUUAGGCGAUCAUGUUCUGAGUGUCAGCUCAUUGUCCAAGUCUUUUGGCAUGCCUGGCGUCCGUGUCGGCUGGCUCAUCAGUACGAACAAGAAACUCCAGGAAACCUUCCUAGCUGCUAAAGAACAGAUUAGUAUUAGUGGCAGUGUCAUCAACGAAUGGAUAGCGACAGAUGUCCUCUCUCGUCGCGAGCAGAUCCUGGCCAAAACAACAGAUGAGAUGAAACUUCGUCUUCAGAUGGUCGAGUCAUGGAUAGAAAGCGAAGAGCUACUGGAGUGGGUUAAGCCGACCGGUGGUGUUGUCUGCUUCCCCAGAAUCAAGAAGGGGCCGAAGGGAGGGCUGCCGGCAUUUUACGAGAGGCUUCUUGAGAAGCAUUCCACCUAUGUUGGUCCUGGCCAUUGGUUUGAGCUUUCUGAUAACUUUUUCCGACUUGGUUAUGGAUGGCCGUCACGUGAAGAGCUCGAGGGUGGUAUGAAGGCUAUCUCAGCUGCAUUGCGUGACGAAUAG
This is a messenger RNA of Fusarium venenatum, 1116 nucleotides long. Its product is annotated as pyridoxal phosphate-dependent transferase. Lineage: Eukaryota; Fungi; Ascomycota; Sordariomycetes; Hypocreales; Nectriaceae. Gene Ontology annotation, biological process: biosynthetic process. The record is from RefSeq and is a predicted model, not a curated record. Gene Ontology annotation, molecular function: pyridoxal phosphate binding.